GCUCCUCAAAAACAAAUCCACGUGGAGUGGGCACACACGGCGACGGCACACACGUGUUUUGGACGGUAGUGGAAUAGGUGUAAUUGGAGAUUUGACUGAUUUUGAUUGAUUACUUUGCGAGCUUCAGUUAAAAUUUUGUAAAAUAAAUGUCUGAAAAUGGGCAUGAGCGAGAUGUGCAGGAAGACCAAGUCAUCAAGGAUUCAGAAAGGAUGAGAGACAUGGAGAUGAGCAAGUCAUUGAAGUCGCCUGUCUGCCAGCAGUGUUCCGAGCCUGCCAAGUACACAUGUCCAGGCUGCCUGUGGAGAACCUGCAGUGUGAAAUGCAUCAAGCGCCACAAGGAAGAGACACAGUGCACAGGUCUGCGGGACAAAGUCAAAUACAAGCCCAUGUCUCAGCUGGGGGAUCUGGACAUCCUCAAUGACUACCGUCUGCUGGAGGAGAUCGGCCGCCAGGUGGAGGUGGCCGGCCGCACGGCGCCGCGCUGCGGCCGCCACGGCGCGCCGCCGCCGCUCCGGCCCGCCCUCCACCGGCUGCGCAGGCUGGCCAAAAAGCGCGGCGUGCGCCUCGACUUUCUGCCGGAGAGCUUCGAGCGCCGGCGACAGAACACCACCGAGGUGGAUCCGGGCGGCCAGCAGCGGCUGCUCUGGAGGGUCGAGUGGCGCCUGCCGCUGGCCGAUGCCGUCGUCACCGACGACAAAGUGCCAGAGACCACGAAGUUAUCGGAGGCGCUGGGGCGACACCUGUCGGUCGGGCCGGCAACUAACGCUUUGAAGGAGGAUCCGCUGCAGUUCUACCGCGCUGCCUUCGAGACGGGCUCCGUGCGGGUGUUCCUUCGCCUGGAGCGGGUGCAGCAGGGUGACAGGUACCUGGAGCUGCCGCUGAGCCGGCCGCUGGCCGAGUGUCUGAGGCAGCAGUUGGUGAUCGAGUUCCCCGUGCUGGUGGUAACCACGGAGGAGCACGCCGAGCAGUACCGCACCGACCGUAUAGAGGCGUCCUUCUUCUCUCUGUGUAAGCGCGAGGAGGAGGCCCAGCGUCGCGCGCGACGGGCCGAGCGGCGCCGGGGACCCGCCGACGCCGACGCUGCCGCGCCCGACGAGCCGGCGCGCAAGCUGCCGCGGCCGCGACUGGAUGGGGUCUCUGUGGCGGCCGCCCCGCCUCCUACUCCGCCGCCCGCCCCGCCGGAGCCGGAGCCAGAGGAGCUGGAGCCGCAGCCGGAGGUCGGCGGUGAGCCACAGCCGCAGACGGAACCGAAGGCCGCCGCCGGGUUCGGUCUGUUCGGAGUUGAUGAUUCGGACCUAUCCGAUUAGGUUGUUAUCGGAUGCAGACGCGCUCGCCACUGAGGUUUAUAUGGAGUCAUGCGAGAUUUCCAGCCUGCCUUGUCCGCUUGUUGGUGUACUGGUGCCGCUGUCAUUCCCAGUGCCCUGCCCCUGUGACGGUCUUGUUGAGUUUGCUGCGGUCAUCCAGUGUCGUAUAACGGUCGUAUAGAGGUCGCCGUUGAGGUGACGCGGAUACCGCAGCGGUGCGGUCCAAUGGACGGGUGCUGCAGUCCGAUGUCUGGGCUGCCCUCUCGGUCAGCUGGGCUGGUGGGAGGGGAGGGGGAGGAAGGGACACAGAUCGAUCUGCCCCCGGCGAGCGAUGUCCUGUGGCGUCCCCCCCCCGGGCCCCCCCCCCCCCCUCCCGGCACUGCGGUCCCCGAGAUGACUGUUUGUCGAUCGAUAACGUCGAGAAACGUGGAGAGCGGCUCGGGAACGUUAUCUAACGUCACGAGUCGGUGUUAGAUAUUUCCUACAAUUUACAAGAAUGUGCACUUUGUAAAACAAGUAUAAACUGAUUUCGUUUUUUACGGUUAUUAUGUUCGUCGAAGACUAAUAUAGUUUUGUCAAAGUGA
Amphibalanus amphitrite is the source of this 1888-nucleotide messenger RNA. Its product is annotated as box C/D snoRNA protein 1-like. Gene Ontology annotation, cellular component: pre-snoRNP complex; nucleus. Gene Ontology annotation, biological process: box C/D snoRNP assembly; snoRNA localization; maturation of LSU-rRNA from tricistronic rRNA transcript (SSU-rRNA, 5.8S rRNA, LSU-rRNA). The transcript has 6 exons. NCBI's taxonomy places the organism in Eukaryota, Metazoa, Arthropoda, Thecostraca, Balanomorpha, Balanidae. Bases 147 to 1307 code for a protein of 386 amino acids. The record is from RefSeq and is a predicted model, not a curated record.